AGACAUUUCAAGUUUCAAUCUGAAAAUCUGAACUCAAAAAAAGAAAGAAAGCAAAUCAGCGAAGAAUAAUGAGAAUGGAAGAAAGGAGAGUAGAGGGUUCUGUUGUUUUGGCCUUGUUGGUGAGCAGUUUGGUGCUGUGCGCUUCAUUUGGGAGGGUUGGUGCUGCUGAUGAGAGUGGUUUAGCAAAUGAGUGCAGCAAAGAUUUCCAGAGUGUGAUGACUUGCCUGAGCUUUGCGCAAGGGAAGGUGGCGACGCCGACUAAGGAGUGUUGUAGUUCGGUGUCGAGUAUUAAAGAAAGCGAGCCUAAAUGUUUGUGCUAUAUUCUUCAGCAGACUCAGACGUCUGGGGCUCAGAACCUCAAGAGCUUGGGGGUCCAGGAAACCAAGCUUCUUCAGCUUCCUUCUGCUUGCCAGUUAAAGAACGCUAGCGUCAGUUACUGCCCAAAGCUUCUUGGAUUAUCUCCAAACUCGCCAGACGCUGCCAUCUUCACCAAUAUUUCCUCACCGACAGCAACGACACCCGCUUCAGUAUCCGCCGGAACACCGUCAUCUGCUUCAGAGAAAAGUGAUAGUAAAUCCAGUGGAACCAAGCUUGGAAUCCACCUCGUUGGUUCCACCACUCUACUGGUUGCUUCCGCCAUAUUUUUCUAUGCAUUCCCAGCUGGAUUUGCUUCUCUGCUUUAGUCUUUGCUUGAGACUCUGGACUGAAUUAAUUAAGGACUUUGGCGUUCCAGUCUCAGAAAACGGAUUGCCACUUAUGAUGAUUUUCCUGUAUUUUUUGUUGUUGUUUUUUUUAAUAUAUAUUUGGGGUUGUCCAACUUGAAUUAAAAUUCUGAUCACGUUGUUUUCUCUAUCUCUAGCUGCCACAACUUAAUUUUAUCGUUGCUAUUUCAUUCCAACUGCAUUGUUGUUUCCUUACUUUAAAUGAAUUAAAUGAA
Messenger RNA from Durio zibethinus, 937 nucleotides. RefSeq names its product non-specific lipid transfer protein GPI-anchored 1-like. The record is from RefSeq and is a predicted model, not a curated record. Lineage: Eukaryota; Viridiplantae; Streptophyta; Magnoliopsida; Malvales; Malvaceae.